Oldenlandia corymbosa var. corymbosa is the source of this 1086-nucleotide messenger RNA. The record is from the annotation of a GenBank genome assembly. Lineage: Eukaryota; Viridiplantae; Streptophyta; Magnoliopsida; Gentianales; Rubiaceae.
AUGAUGCUCUUUCAAAAGUGGAGACCUUUACUUCGGUCGGCGGGAGCUCGUCGGAGUUUUCGAUCAGACUCGGCUCUGCUAUCUUUAGCCAAGGCGUCGGAAGCUAGAUCACCAAACGUCGUCGUUCUCUACAACUACCCCUCAUUCUCCGGUGCAUUUUCCGCGCUCUUCGCACAUCUCUAUUACUCGCGCCUCAAUAUCCCUUGCCUCAUUUUGCCUUUUUCUUCCGUGAUUCCAUUCAGAGUGGAAGAUGUUUGUAUUGAUGGACUUAAAGAGUGUUACUUCCUUGAUUUUGUUGGGCCAAAAGGGUUUCUUUCCGAGCUUUCGAAGCGGACAUCAGCCAAGAUAAUUGGAUUUGAUCAUCGUAAGCUGGCGCUGAAAAACAUCCCUCCUAAGGGACAUUUGGGUGAAAAUGUGUCCAUACAAGUCAAUCUGGAGAAAAGCAGCUCUUUUGCAGUCUAUGAAUACUUUUCCUCCAAGCUUUCUGGAGUUUUGUCAGAUAAUGAGGGUACUAAUAGUCUUUUAGAGGCCAAAGACCAGGUGGGAGUUGAGAUGGUUCUGAAAUACAUUGAAGAUGGAGAUCUUCGUAAAUGGAGUUUGCCUGACAUUAGAGCAUUUAAUGUUGGUAUCCGAAGUUGGCGCUCCAAGCUGAAUUGCAUCACUAAUCCUCACAUGUAUCAACAGUUAUUAGAUAUGAGCUACAUGGAUAUAAUUGCCGAAGGCAAAUCAUUUUUUUCUACUCGGGAGAUUGCUGCCAACAAGAUGCUGGAUAAGGUUAUCCUAAUCAGGUUGGGUAGAGGGAUUUAUGGGAAGUGCCUGGGGGUCAAACUUCAAGGUAAAUCAGAUGUAAUUGAUGAAGUUGGCAACGAACUCAGCCGAAGAAGUGCUGCAGCUGGACUAAGGCCCAUCGGAGCUGUUAUUCAUAUGCAACGAAAAAAUCUAAAAAUGUGCCUAAGGAGCACUGACGUUGCUACUGAUACUUCCGAAGUUGCUAAGGCUUAUGGUGGGGGUGGUUGCCCAAGUUCGAGCUCUUUUAUAAUUAGGAUGGACGAGUAUAAUAAGUGGAUAUCUUCUGCUGUAUCUUAA